UAUAGACGCAGUGACGCCGAGCUGGCAGUGACGCGUCGCGCGCUUUAGUCGAUGCACGUAUUUACAAGCUUCUUAAAGUGCGCCUUAUUUUCCUUCAACGCGAAAGAAACACGGUCGAUAACACAAAGCCGCGUGCAAAACAAAAACGUUAGCUUAAAUCAUCAAGUUCGUUUUUCGUGUGCUUAUAAUUUAUCGAAUUAUUUUUGAGGUAUCAAUUAAGAUAUCGAUGUAUUCGCAUGACGACCGGCGUCAACAAUGUAGCCAUAGUGACGCGAUGUUGACAGCUUGACAGAUAACAAUUUGCCGUGAUUAUUUACAUUACAAAAAUUACAAUGUCAAUUUACUUUUUUAAAAUAUGUUAAAAGUUGGUAAUUGUUUGCUGAAGAUUUUUGUAGGCCAUAAUUGAUUUUGGUAGCAAAUAUAAGCACGAUCAAAAAUGGGGAAUGGCAUGAAUAAGGUAUUGCCGGGUCUCUAUGUUGGCAAUUAUAGAGACUCCAAGGACCCGGUGCAGCUGGACAAAUACAAAAUAACUCACAUAUUAUCUAUACAUGAUGCAGCUAGAAGACUACACGCAGAUAAACACUACCUCUGCAUUAUGGCAUCCGACUCUCCUGAUCAGAACCUAACGCAGUAUUUCAGCCUUUGUAACGAUUUCAUACAUGCUGCGCGAUUAAGGGAUGGAAAUGUUCUCAUACAUUGUUUGGCUGGCAUGUCUCGGAGCGUAACGGUGGCUGUCGCAUACAUAAUGUCCGUCACGCCGCUGACUUGGCGUGAGGCAUUAAAAGUGGUCCGUGCGGGGCGUGCCGUCGCCAACCCUAAUCUCGGAUUCCAGCGUCAAUUGCAAGACUUCGAAACCUACAAGCUUGUGGAAGAACGGAGGCGCCUUAAAGAACGAUACCCAUCUUUAGCUUUAGCAGAUAACGAUCUUGCAGAAUGCCGUGUAAUGCUUGACUCCUAUCAAACUAUGCUGAGCCAGCGAACCAUCUGUGAAGGAAAAUGCUCAAUGGGUCGAGAGUGUCCUACGGGAGUAUGCAGAACUGGUUCCAAGAGGCAACCACGACCGCGAAGGCCAUCAACGACGUCAAGCGCAGGUGAUACUGCCGGAUUAAAGAGAUCACCUUCGACCUUGUCAACAACAUCUACCGCGUCUGGUUACCGACCACGAUCUUCACCGGCUGGCCUUUAUAGUUACACUGGAGUUCCCUCUCGGCCAACUCGAUCAGCAUCAGGGCUAUCCAUAACGCGUGUAACCGAUCCUGUCGGCGGGGGGUCAGCAAUGGCAGUCGGCGGCAGUGAGUACUCCCGAAGGCGAGCCGCAUCCGCACCCGCUACACCGGCGCUAUCACCAGCGUCAUCGCCACCUGGCUCACCACACCGAGCCCCUCAUAGAUCGCGUGCACUCCAGCGUUGCUCGUAGCAGGCAGCGCAACGUGGUCCCGCGCCCGGCCAGCGCGCUAAACGCAUUUGACGUCCUUUGCAUUAAACGUAACGACAUUCCACUGAGUCCCGUUACAAUGCUGUGUUCAGAUAAACUAAGCGUAUUAUAAUUAUAGUCUGUUACGAAAUGGAUCAUUUGCUCCCUUACAGCUAUGAAUACUUUACAGCAAAUUUUAUCUGAGAGCAAAUUGACGAUGCAUUUUUAAUCUGACGUUUUGAUUUCAUGGAAUGCUAAAGUAAGUUAAGGGAUAUUAGCUUACAUAAAUAAAAUGGAUUUUAAGAAAGGCCAACAAAGAACUUGUAGUGUAUUCGUCGUCAUUUUUUGUGAUGUUUUAUUAUUUUCAGUGAUGCUAGUUCGAUGGAAGAUAUUCUAAAGAAUGUAAUCGAUGUAAAUAAAUACUACCUGUGAUUAUGUGAUUUGUUAAUAAACAUCGAAGAAUUUCUAGAACUAUUUAUAUGUAUAGAUAAUGUUUUUGUUUUUGUUCUGCGAGGCUGAAGAGAACUAUUAACGGAUACUUGGCUUCGUCUACGAUAACAGGACUGGCGGUAAUUGUACUAUAUUUUUAUAUGCAAAUUCAGUUCACUAGACUUUGCUAGGUUGCGUGUCUAGAAUAUAAUGCUUUUUUAUAUUGUAAAUGCACUUUUUGUACACAGCAUAGAAUAGCUAUAUUAUGUUAACA
Molecule: messenger RNA, 2117 nt
Organism: Vanessa tameamea
Lineage: Eukaryota; Metazoa; Arthropoda; Insecta; Lepidoptera; Nymphalidae
Product: dual specificity protein phosphatase 22-like
Exons: 8
Coding region: 437-1417 (326 amino acids)
Biological process (GO): protein dephosphorylation; signal transduction
Cellular component (GO): cytosol
Molecular function (GO): protein tyrosine phosphatase activity; protein tyrosine/serine/threonine phosphatase activity
Source: RefSeq, a predicted model, not a curated record